GUACUUACCGUGUGCUCUAAGGAACGGCUCAUGUCGUGUUAAACAGGGAAAGACGCAAGCGAAGGCGGCACACUCAAGAGGACUUUUACCAGAGGAAGCUAUCGGGAGAGUUUAAGAGCUUCCAUCCGGCAGCGCUCCAAGUCUCAGAUUUCCCUUGUGGCACAUGAACCUUCACUGGCUAUGGCUGAUUACAAACCUACUUACGAAGACAGCAAGGACAAGGACCCGCUUGUGGAAGAGGUUGAACCUGCCCCGGUUAGAAGGAUUCUGAAAUUUAACCUCCCAGAAUGGCACUACAUGCUACUAGGAGCUCUGGGUGCAGCUGUCAACGGGGCUAUCACACCCAUCUACAGCUUUUUAUUCAGUCAGAUCCUCGGGACUUUUUCACUGCCUGAUAAAGAGGAACAAAAGUCAGAGAUUUACAACAUGUGCUUAUUUUUUGUCAUCCUGGGCUGUGUAUCCAUUGUCACACAGUUUCUGCAGAGUUACACUUUUGCCAAAUCUGGGGAGCUCCUGACAAAGAGGCUGCGGAAAUUUGGUUUCCAGGCAAUGUUAGGACAAGACAUUGGCUGGUUUGAUGACCUGAGAAAUAGCCCUGGAGUGUUGACAACCAGGCUUGCUACAGAUGCCUCCCAAGUUCAAGGGGCUGCCGGCUCUCAAGUUGGGGUGAUGGUCAAUUCCUUCAGUAACAUCGUUGUGGCCAUAAUCAUUGCCUUCUACUUUAGCUGGAAGCUCAGUCUGGUUGUAUCAUGCUUCUUCCCCUUCUUGGCUUUCUCAGUAGCCUUACAGUCAAAAAUGUUGACAGGAUUUGCAUCUCAAGACAAGCAAGCUCUGGAGAAGGCUGGCCAGAUCACCAGUGAAGCCCUUAACAGCAUCCGCACAGUCGCUGGAAUGGGAGUGGAGAGGAGAUUUAUCAAAGCGUUUGAGGCUGAGCUGGAAAUGUCAUACAAGACAGCUGUUAGGAAGUCAAAUAUCUAUGGAUUCUGCUACUCGGUUUCCCAGGCGUUAGCAUUUCUUGCAAAUGCUUCUGCCUAUAGAUAUGGAGGUUAUUUAGUAGUCCUGGAAGGGCUGCAUUUCAGCUAUCUUUUCAGGGUGGUCUCUUCAGUCAUCAUGAGUGCAACAGCUAUCGGGAGAGCAUUCUCUUAUACCCCAAGCUACGCCAAAGCUAAAAUAUCUGCUGCACGCUUUUUUCAACUGCUGGACCGAAAACCUCCGAUUAAUGUAUACAGUGGAGCAGGUGAAAAAUGGGACAACUUCCAAGGGAAGGUUGAAUUCAUUGACUGUAACUUUACAUAUCCUUCUCGACCUGAUAUCCAAGUUCUGAAUGGUCUCUCAGUGUCUGUGGACCCAGGGCAGACUCUGGCGUUUGUUGGAAGCAGUGGGUGCGGCAAGAGCACCAGCAUUCAGCUGUUGGAAAGGUUCUAUGAUCCUGAUCAGGGGAAGGUGAUGAUAGAUGGUCACGACAGCAAAAAAGUCAACGUUCAGUUCCUCCGUUCAAACAUUGGAAUUGUUUCCCAGGAGCCAGUGUUGUUUGACUGUAGCAUAAUGGACAACAUCAAGUAUGGGGACAAUACCAAAGAGAUCUCCAUGGAGAGAGUCGUAGCUGCCGCAAAGCAGGCUCAGCUGCACGACUUCAUCAUGUCACUCCCGGAGAAAUAUGAAACUACUGUUGGGAUCCAGGGCUCUAGACUCUCUAGAGGGGAGAAACAACGCAUUGCUAUUGCUCGGGCCAUCGUACGAGAUCCUAAAAUCUUGCUACUAGAUGAAGCCACAUCUGCCUUAGACACAGAAAGUGAAAAGACAGUGCAGAUCGCUCUGGACAAAGCCAGAGAGGGCCGGACCUGUAUUGUCAUUGCCCAUCGCCUGUCUACCAUCCAGAACUCAGACAUCAUUGCUGUCAUGUCUCAAGGAGUAGUGAUUGAAAAGGGGAACCAUGAAGAACUGAUGGCGCAGAAGGGAGCCUACUAUAAGCUGGUCAUCACUGGAGCCCCCAUCAGUUGACCUGACUGGAGACCCUCAUACACAGAUCACGGUGCAUCAAGUACAGGAGGGCUGCGUGUUGUUGUAGCUAUACAGAGAAGUAUUAAUGCUUUGCAGACAUAGUCAUCCACUGGAAUCCAAGCUAAUUUUGAGUGACCUUCCGUAAUAAUUUCAGUUUGAAAUGUCUAUGUAGAAAGGAGAGAACCCAGCGCCAGUGUGAAUGAAAGGUCCGAGCUCAAGCAGCUGCUUACUCACCAUCCAGUGCUGUUCUGGGUAGGAGCUGAUUGCUGUCACCAUCUAGGACUUGGUGAGAGGGCACAGAGUUCCCUGUAGGAUAGACAGCUAUCUUUUGCGUUUGUGAAAGCUCCUGGUACACUGAGCCUGCUCUGUAAUUUGCACUCAACUGUUUUUCGAGCCAGAUCAAGGUCAAGAGCUAAGGACGGAAGGCUCCUGGCACUUCUGCUUUUCAUUCCCUGCCUGGUGCCUAUUGCCUGAUGUCCCUUGCUCCUAUGAAAUCCUGUCCAUGGAAUGAAAAUGCAUCAGCUUCCUAAAGUUGUCACAUAAAAAUCUAGUAAAAAAAUAGUAGAAAAACAUUUAAGUUUGUCAUUUCCUUCAGAAUGCCACUAAACAACACUUCUUAUGGUAUCAAAGAAGGCAAGUAGUCUCAGGAAUAAAGAAAAUUUCAAAAUGAUGGCAGGAAAAAAUGUGCGAGCUAAAUAUGUGACAACGGAUUUCCAAGACGAAAGAAAAUCAACAUAUAAUUUGUUAGUCAGGCAAAGCCUGCAGGCUUCCCAUGUCCUCCCAAGUACCCCUCCCACGGCUAGGACACAAAAGCCUCAGGGGCCUUCUGGAAAGAGGAGGCAGAGGGAUAGAUGAGCCCCAAGUUAGAAGGGGCUGAAAACCUGUGUACAUUUUGUGGGUGUGCAGCCCGCUCCUGCAGCAGGCUGGCAGCACUUCCCCAGUCCCAGAAGCCUAGUUCCUGCUGCUCUUGCUCACAGGCAGGUUGGAGUGUAGAGACACAAAACACAGCUGAAGGGGUGAGCCGUACACAAGAGAGGAAGAACCAGUGUGAGACUAUGGUCUGAUGGCUAGGGAGAUAUCAAGGAAAUUUUCCCAGCCACGCACAUCACCCUACAGCUCAACAACAUGUAUCCAGUCAAUCUGCUCUAUGAAAAAUGUACACAUACACACGUUGUAAGAAUUUGGGCUAUUAACAGUUAUUAUUAAUGCCUAUUAUUACUACACUGGUUAUUAUUUAACCUGAUGCCAUAUCAAUAAAAGACUCCGGCACCUCUUAGAUUUUAAUACGCCUAUGCACUGUAGCUGGGCAGAUAUAAACCCCUAAUUCACCUUGUUACCUCCCAGCCCACAUCCCAUGCCGAUUGCUCUAAUAAUUCCUAGCUGGGCUGCUUCCCAUCCAGUAUCCCAUAAACGCUUGCACGUGUCUCUCAUCUGGGAUUGCUUCUCUCCAUCACCGAUCCUCAGAUCAGGCUCCUCCCAGCCACGUGCUGUUUUUUUCACGAUAACCCAUGGUUGCGCUGCCUCCUCCUCUCCUCUCCGUCUCUCUCUCAUCUCCCCUUCCUGUGAUCCUUCUGUCCUCCAAGCCCUCAAACCUUAGCUGUGCCUCCUCGCUUCUGAUCUGCCUGGGUAUGUAGGCAACUUUAUUCAGCUAAUCAGAGAGAAUUUGAGAGGCAAACUUCACAACCAUCAUUUCAGAUAUGUGAUAGUCUGCUUGUAGAACAGUAAGAAUCUCAGGGGGGCAAGCAAUUAACAUCUGAAUACAAAGCACCAGGCCAUGCUGUAACACACACACACACACACACACAAAAAAGCACUAAAUACACACAAAAACUCUCACGAUAAAAGAAAUUUUAAUAGUUGAGUAUCAGAAUAGCUUAGGGCCUGGUUCCCAUGGGCCAUACUGUCAUCUCAACAUCUUCCACUUAUUCCAUCUUCCUUCCAAGUUCAUCCUGCUCAUAACUUUGUCUUCGCAAGCCCAAUAAAUGAAUAACUGCCAACA
Molecule: messenger RNA, 4000 nt
Organism: Psammomys obesus (fat sand rat)
Lineage: Eukaryota; Metazoa; Chordata; Mammalia; Rodentia; Muridae
Product: bile salt export pump-like
Exons: 12
Coding region: 181-2001 (606 amino acids)
Biological process (GO): transmembrane transport; canalicular bile acid transport
Cellular component (GO): membrane
Molecular function (GO): ABC-type bile acid transporter activity; ATP binding; canalicular bile acid transmembrane transporter activity
Source: RefSeq, a predicted model, not a curated record